This is a messenger RNA of Orycteropus afer afer, 1952 nucleotides long. RefSeq names its product Wnt family member 2B (gene WNT2B). Gene Ontology annotation, cellular component: extracellular region. NCBI's taxonomy places the organism in Eukaryota, Metazoa, Chordata, Mammalia, Tubulidentata, Orycteropodidae. The record is from RefSeq and is a predicted model, not a curated record. Gene Ontology annotation, molecular function: frizzled binding; cytokine activity. Gene Ontology annotation, biological process: multicellular organism development; canonical Wnt signaling pathway; neuron differentiation.
UUGGAGAGCUAUGCUGAGGCCGGGUGGUGCGGAGGAAGCCGCGCAGCUCCCCCUUCGGCGCGCCCGCGCCCCUGUCCCCUUGCCCCCCGACGGCUACCGGGCUCCAGCCCGCCUAGGUCUUGCCUGCCUUGUGCUGCUGCUACUGCUGACGCUGCCGGCUCCCGUGGACACGUCCUGGUGGUACAUUGGGGCAUUAGGAGCCCGUGUGAUCUGUGACAAUAUCCCUGGUCUGGUGAGCCGGCAGCGGCAGCUGUGCCAGCGUUACCCAGACAUCAUGCGCUCGGUGGGCGAGGGUGCCCGAGAAUGGAUCCGAGAGUGUCAGCACCAGUUCCGCCAUCACCGCUGGAACUGCACCACGCUGGACCGGGAUCACACAGUCUUUGGACGUGUCAUGCUCAGAAGCAGCCGGGAGGCAGCAUUUGUAUAUGCUAUCUCAUCAGCAGGGGUGGUCCAUGCUAUCACUCGUGCCUGUAGCCAGGGUGAACUGAGCGUAUGCAGCUGUGACCCCUAUACUCGUGGCCGACACCGUGACCAACGCGGGGACUUUGACUGGGGUGGCUGCAGUGACAACAUCCACUAUGGUGUUCGCUUUGCCAAGGCCUUUGUAGAUGCCAAGGAGAAGAGGCUUAAGGAUGCCCGGGCCCUGAUGAACUUACAUAACAACCGCUGUGGUCGCACGGCUGUGCGGCGGUUUCUGAAGCUGGAGUGUAAGUGCCAUGGGGUGAGUGGCUCCUGUACUCUGCGCACCUGCUGGCGUGCCCUCUCAGACUUCCGCCGCACAGGUGAUUACCUGAGGCGGCGCUAUGAUGGGGCUGUUCAGGUGACAGCCACCCAGGAUGGCGCCAACUUCACAGCAGCCCGUCAAGGCUAUCGUCGUGCCACCCGGACUGACCUUGUUUACUUUGACAACUCCCCAGACUACUGUGUCUUGGACAAGGCUGCAGGUUCCCUAGGCACUGCAGGCCGUGUCUGUAGCAAGACAUCUAAAGGAACAGACGGUUGUGAAAUCAUGUGCUGUGGCCGAGGGUAUGACACAACUCGAGUCACCCGUGUCACCCAGUGUGAGUGCAAAUUCCACUGGUGCUGUGCGGUGCGGUGCAAGGAGUGCAGGAACACUGUGGAUGUCCAUACUUGCAAGGCCCCCAAGAAGGCAGAGUGGCUGGACCAGACCUGAAUACAUGGAUACCUCACUAGUCCCUCCACUUCAAGCCUCCCAAAUCAAAGCACAAGAUCCUUGCAUGCACACCUUCCUCCACCCUCAACCCUGGGCUGCUACAGCUUCUAUUUAAGGACUUGGGGAGUGGUCCAGAGGGACCCUGGUGCCCUGCUGGCUCCUUAGCCCUGGGAAGGAGUUGAUAGAGGAUGUAAGGAAUUGAGUGGCUCCGAUUCCUCCUCUAGGGGUUAUAAGGGAGAGUGGAUGAGGCAGGGAGUCUUCAGAGUGAGAUGAGUUGCACUAAAGCACCUGGUUGAGACUCAUUUUCCCUUUUCCUUGCCUUGGCUUCCUGAUACUUGUGUGUGUAAGAGGAAGGAUACUUGGACAGAACUUCUUUUUUAUUCUUACCUGAGGGCAGAUGGGACAGAGAUAAAACUGUAUGUCCCUCCCUUUGAGUCAGUCUGAGUAGACUGCUUCUUACCCUGAAAGAAACUCUUAGGCUACAACAUUCUUCCAUUAUCAAGAGCCUGGGAUUGCUAGACAGUUAGCCAUAGUGGACAAGGUCCUGCACAUGAUUGUAUGUUUAUAAACUGCUGUGUUUUGUAGGGAAAAAAAUUAUAUAACUACACAAAAACACAUUCUUUCCCAAUCUCUAUCCCUCUUUCAAACUGUAUCAGACAGCACUGCCUCCUUUGCUCACUUACUGCCUUUUAAAACAUGAGGUGGCAUGCAGUGGUUCUUAAGCCUAACAGAUUAUUAGAAUACCCUGGGAUACUCCUGGAAGGUAGUAAUUUAGUAA